AUGGGUUCAGGAAAUCUGGUGAUGAAGAAGGUGGUGAAGCCCAGCUCUUUUGAUCUCGACAUACAGCUCGACAAGAGUUGGACGGAGGACGUUACUUGCCCGAUCUGUCUCGAUUUCCCUCACAACGCGGUCUUGCUGAGGUGCACAUCUUAUGAGAAGGGUUGCCGGCCGUUCGUAUGCGACACCGACAAGUCCCGUUCGAACUGCCUCGAGCGGUUUAAGAGUGCCCAUGGGCAGCCGGUGAACGUGAAGGUCUCGGCCGUUAACAUCGCCCCCCGUGACAGCAUCCAUUUCAUCUCUUCAAACACAAACAACCACCCGGCUUGCCCGUUGUGUAGAGGCGAUGUCAUCGGGUGGGCUGUCAUCGGCGAGGCGCGACAGCACCUCAACCAGAAGAAAAGAUGCUGCGAAGAGAGCUGCUGUUCAUACAUUGGCAACUUCCACGAGCUUCAGAAGCACACCCAGCAGAAGCACCCGAACUCGCGCCCUUCGGAGAUCGACCCCGCUCGCCGAGUUGACUGGGAGAAUUUCCAGCAGUCGUCUGAUAUCAUCGACGUCUUGAGCACGAUACACGCGCAGGUGCCUAACAGCAUAGUUCUGGGAGACUAUGUCAUCGAGUAUGGGGACGAUGAUGCUGGAGACGACUAUGAAGUUCUCCACAGGGUCAGGGGAAACUGGUGGACGUCCUGUAUUUUCUGCAAGUCGUUCGGGUCUUCGAGAGGCCGGAGAAGAGCAAGGACAAGGGAAAGGAGAAGUGGUGGAAGGAGGGCCGGCAACAGGUCUGGUCAGGAAAGCUUCACCAUCGACGUUCCAGCCCGAGCAGUUGACAUAAGGGAAAUCAGAUUUGAUGGAAUAGAUGAUGAAUAUCUUGUUACAGGGGCAAUGCCUAGUGCAGCAUCCAGGAGAAUGGCCAGUCAUUACAGGUGUGUGCAUAUACUUUGCUUCCCCUGUUUACUGUCAUUUUUUUUAAAAGGGCCGCUUUCUGUCAUUGGCCUGUGGCUAAGAGAAUUACCUCUCUCUGGCCAUCGAAGAGUAGUAACAUUUUUAUGCUUUCAAGGAUCAAUAAGGUGCCACUUUAACCACUACUAG
Triticum turgidum subsp. durum (durum wheat) is the source of this 1089-nucleotide messenger RNA. The record is from the annotation of a GenBank genome assembly. NCBI's taxonomy places the organism in Eukaryota, Viridiplantae, Streptophyta, Magnoliopsida, Poales, Poaceae.